AUGUCGUUUCCGAAGAACGCUACACUCUCCCCGGUGCCCUUCAAGAUUGCCGUGCCCCAGAAGGAGAUCGAUGACUUCAAGACGCUCCUGCAAUUGAGCCAGCUUCCGCCGCCGAUAUGGGAGGGCACCCAGCCGCAAUUCGGCGUACAGUCCAAAUGGAUGAGCGAGACGAAGGAGUACUGGGAGACCAAGUUUGACUGGCGUUCUCACGAAGCCGAGAUCAACAAGUACCCGCAGUACACCGUCCCGAUAACUUCUUCGCUCGGAGCCACCCUAGACAUCCACUUCAUAGCACACCUCUCCUCUGAUCCUGAUGCAGUGACAUUGCUGCUGCUGCACGGAUGGCCGGGCUCGUUCAUCGAGUUCCUCGACCUCAUUACUACCCUCUCGGCGUCUACAACCCCGGCGUUCAACAUCAUUGUGCCCAGUCUUCCCGGAUACGCGUUCUCGUCGGGGCCACCGUUGGACAGGGAUUUCGACCUCGCGGAGGUGGGCGAGAUGUUGAACUCGCUCAUGGUGGGGCUGGGAUUUGGUAAGGAGAGUGGUGGGUAUAUAGCACAGGGUGGCGAUAUCGGUAGCUUUCUGUCGAGGCUGCUGCAGGAGCGUUAUGAGGACUGCAAAGCAAUUCAUCUCAAUGCGUUAUUCCCCACCGACACAUACCCCACCGAAAACCUCACCCCCAGCGACCUCAGAGGCCUCGAGCGCGCUAAGGCCUUCCGCACAACCGGUGGGGCAUAUGGCCUUACACAUGCCACACGUCCCAGCACGAUUGGCCACGUUCUCUCCAGCACUCCUCUUGCACUACUUGCAUGGGUGGGCGAGAAACUGCUGGAGUGGACCGAUGAGGACCCCAGCGUCGAAGCCGUGCUGAGAUUGGUGACGUUGUGGUGGUUUACGAAGACAGCGCCUAGAGCGAUUUAUCCAUACCGCCAGAUCUUUAGGAGGCCUGACUCGGCGAAAACGGUGUGGAAGAAGCCGGUGGGCUAUUCGCUAUUCCCGGAGGACAUUAUCCCGACGGGGAAGAUCUGGGCCGAGUUUGAGACGGAGGGGAAGAUGGUGUGGUUCAAGGAGCACGAGACGGGCGGGCAUUUCGCGGCGAUGGAGAAGCCAAAGGCGUUGGCGGAGGAUCUAGUGCAGUUUGUUUUGUUUUUGAAGGGGCUAGAGAAGUAG
Molecule: messenger RNA, 1170 nt
Organism: Morchella importuna
Lineage: Eukaryota; Fungi; Ascomycota; Pezizomycetes; Pezizales; Morchellaceae
Exons: 6
Coding region: 1-1170 (389 amino acids)
Biological process (GO): epoxide metabolic process
Molecular function (GO): epoxide hydrolase activity
Source: RefSeq, a predicted model, not a curated record